CGUGACGACAAUAAAAGUGUCAUAUGUAGGUUCUGGCUGUGCAACAAGACGUGUUUCCAUACCCAGCAAACAUGUGGUACAAAGUGCUAGGCGUUGUCUCUCUAUGUAGUGUUUAUGUGAGCACACAAGUGUCCAGUCUGCAGUGUAAGGUUGCAGGCGACGGAGACCUCAUCCCGAUCAGGACGCCAGAGUACAGAGCAUGGGUGCCGCUAGGCGAAGUUGGACUUAACGUCAAUGACUCCAAAGUUCUUGUUUUCGCCGCUAGGUCCUGUUUUGGGGCUCACAUCUUACUCCAGAACGAUGCAGCGGACUUCAAGAAUUCUGUUUAUGAGGUUGUCAUUGGAGGAAUGAAAAACACCCGAUCAGGAAUACGGCAAUGUGUUGGGUGUAAGUUCGAUGAAUGGGUGAAAGACAAGAGCCUCAACUGCCGCUUCUUCAACUACUUCUGGAUUUCCUGGUGCGGGGAUGAGCUAUGGGUGGGGCGGGGAUACAAACCCCCGCAGGACCGGUUCCUCCGACACAAAUUCGAGAAUCAACAUGUCAUCAACGCAGCUAGUAUCAGGAGCGAGAGCGAUACUUUCUGGGCCCUGUAACACCGUUGGUACGCCCUCUUGUAGAGUUCUGCCGAUGCUGGUACAUCUGUUUGAACCGUUCUACACUUACUCUAUGAUAGCAGCUUCCCCGGAACGACGACACACAAUUUAUAUUCCUUAAAGUAUUGUACAAUUUGCUGAUAUAUAGUUUCACAUAUAUAUAUAAUAGUUACAAAUAAAAUAAAAAUGAUAUCGAUUACGCAAAGGAACUAUACGACUGAGAUACUGUUUCGAUCUUUUAAGAUUUAGAUCAUUAUUACUUCAAAGAAUCAUGGCAGAUUACUGAAGCAAAUACAAGUAUGAACCUAAUACGAUUUUCAUCAGAAUUAACAUUGAUUUUGUUUUUGUCGUAUCAACCCUGUGCUGUUGUACAUUGCACCCUUGUGUUCAGAAGAAAUAUACUUGAUGCAUACAGGUA
This is a messenger RNA of Haliotis rufescens (red abalone), 1011 nucleotides long. RefSeq lists its product as uncharacterized. The transcript is spliced from 4 exons. The record is from RefSeq and is a predicted model, not a curated record. Lineage: Eukaryota; Metazoa; Mollusca; Gastropoda; Lepetellida; Haliotidae. The coding region runs from base 72 to 593 and encodes 173 amino acids.